AUGGGAGGUGGAACUAUGCAUAUUGAUCAUCAUCAUACCUUAUCCUCUUGUUGCUGUAAUGCUAAUCUCUGCAGAAAACAAGAGAUAACAUCAAGUGGGUGUCUCUAUAACCGUGUAUUUGAGACUGUUCCAUCUCAAAGGGAAGUUGAAGAUGCAACUUCAGCUCUUCAAGAAUUUAUGAAAGCAAUAUCAUCAACGAUAACUAUUCAGCAAAUCUCAGACACUUAUGAUUCAAGGAUCAUGCUGUCACAGGGAUAUAGAAGACUUUAUGAUGCUCUUCAGAUGCUACAAGCUGAUCCUGCUGUUAAGAGAUUAGUGGUUUCAUUAUCAUCUGAUGAAGCCAUUUGGGAUGCUGUCAUAAGAAAUGUGUUGCAUCAAAGGCUUCUGGAGUUACCUGCUUCAGUUAAUUGUCAAAGGCCUCAGAUUUCAGGACAGAGAGAGAUUGGCGUAGAAAUCGUAAACUGGAUAUUUGAUAUCAUGAAAGGAAAGAUUUUGGAGCUGAUGGAAAGUUUUCAGUCACUAAUGAAUGAUUUAUUUCAGUCGCCUAGGACUGGGAAUGCAACAGGAAAUGCAAUACAGUUGGAUGAAAAAGUUAGGUCAUCUACCCUUCUCUCCAUUGUAAUCCUCUUGAUUGUCAUCAUGGCUAGAUUCCAAAGAUCUCAAGUCUAA
Vicia faba (fava bean) is the source of this 669-nucleotide messenger RNA. Lineage: Eukaryota; Viridiplantae; Streptophyta; Magnoliopsida; Fabales; Fabaceae. The record is from the annotation of a GenBank genome assembly.